Ectocarpus siliculosus is the source of this 1586-nucleotide messenger RNA. The record is from the annotation of a GenBank genome assembly. Lineage: Eukaryota; Phaeophyceae; Ectocarpales; Ectocarpaceae.
AUGCACACGCUGACUCCUCAUUCAGGCUACGCGAGGGUGGCGCUGGUGUUGGCGAGCUACUACCUUGCGGAGACCAACUGGAAGGCAAGCUCGUGCUUCUACCUGGUCGCGUUUGCGGGUGAUGCGGUCGACGGUCACGUUGCAAGAAAGUUCAAGCAAGCCUCUCGGUUCGGCGCGGUGCUGGACAUGGUGACGGACCGCUGCUCGACGGCUGGGCUGCUCCUGGUGCUGUCCCGGCUGUACGACCGCCGCCACGCCUUCGCGUUUCUCGUGCUCAUGUUCAUCGAUCUCUUCAGCCACUGGAUGCACACACACAGCGUCGUCGAAAAGCAUCACAAAUCGACGGCCACCCUCAAGCGGAGGAACAUGUUGAUCCGAACGUACUACGACAACCUCCCGUUCUUUGCCUUCUGCUGCAUCGGUGCCGAGCUGUUCUACGUGCUGCUGUACCUGCUGCACUUCGUCUCGGAGGAGAGCCGUGCCUUCGCCCCGUUGCGCACGUCCUGCUUCUGGCUGUGCCUCCCGGCGUGCGUGCUGAAGCAGUUCGUCAACAUCGCGCAGAUUUUCUCGGCAGCGAGUUGUCUCGCUCUUGAGGAGCUGGAUCAGAAAGAACGCUAACUCGCCUGAGAUGAUAGCCAGGGAGAGUUACAAAUAGUGCACUGUGAAUAGAGCAAAUGUCAAUCCGCGGGCACCGCCGUGCCUGGUGGAUCCGCCCAUCCCGGUGUAGAGAUGAGCGGGGGUGCGGCCAUUCAUAUGCAAGAGGUUGGGGGUGGAGGGAGGCCGCGCAUCGGCAUGGUUGAUACGUUGAUGCUUGUAGACGACGGAGGCGGGCUUGUCGCUAUCGUUCAUGGACAUUGUACAGCACCCACUGCUGACGCUGGCGUCCCUCACACGAACCCCGGGACGAAGCAACAGGUUGACUUCCCUCCCACCAGGCGCCGCAUCAAAGGCACCGAUCGACAAGAGCGCUAUUUGGCGCUCGGUUGUUUCGAUCGAAUCAAAUACGCUACAGGUGAGCGAGCGGCUGCACCCCACCCGUAGAAGCCGCUUGAUUGAGGGGGCUUCCUCCCUCGAGAAAAGUUUCCUUCUCAAGGGGGUAUCAAACGAAAAAAUCGAACCGUUGUUCGUGAUGCCGCUGUGAGAUGCGGAUGCCGUGGGAUACAUCUGUUUUGGCGAAUCCGCUCAUCGGCAUUCCGCAUUGGUGUACAAAGAGAGCGUCGGUAGGCGGGCCAGAGAAUCUAAAUGUUUGAGAACUGUACAUGGUACUCGAAAUGGUCGUUUUUUAUGCUUGUGCCCACACGGGGGCUUCACGAAUCGGUCGUUGAGUUAGAGGCGCGGAGGAUAGGUACUUUUUGUUUGAAAUACGAAACGAAAACCGUUUUUUUUUGUAUAUUCCGUGGUUCAUUUGUACCGUCUCUCUUGAACCGUCGAUUUGACACAGAGACGAGACGAUGGUUUGAAAGGAUAGGUAGAGACAGACGCAGUAACUACUGGCUUAUUGGUUUUGGCUGAGUUGGAAGCGCGUUGUUGUUGUCGGGCGGUUCGGCGGCGGGUCUGUCGUUGUAGAGUAGAGUUGACAUAUUUUU